AGUGGCAAGAGGCCGUGGUAGAGGUCGCAGGAGGACGAUCUCUAGAGGUAGAGGACAAACACCUGGUCCAGCUAGUAAUAGGGCGGUGACUCCUCCACCGGCUGAUGAGGUAGUAAGAGAGGGUGAGGAAGGGAAAAACGAACAGGUUCAAGAUGAGGAAUUACCACCCCAACCUACCCCAGAGAUGAUUAACCAGGUUCUUACUUAUCUUAGCGGGUUAUCGGAUCGGGGUCAGACACCUCCAGUGUUUCCUGUACCAGCACCUCAGGUUCCGGGAGUACAACAUGCAGCUGCUGUGGCUCCCCGCAUGGAUGCCUCAUUGGAAGUAGGCACGUUUCCUCGAUUGACUACAGGGUCCAUAAUGACAAGUGAUCAGCAUGAACUUUUCACUAAAUUCUUAAAGUUAAAACCUCCAGUAUUCAAGGGUGCUGAAUCUGAAGAUGCCUAUGAUUUUCUGGUUGAUUGUCAUGAGCUGCUACAUAAGAUGGACAUAGUAGAACGAUUCGGUGUUGAGUUUGUGACCUAUCAGUUUCAGGGGGAUGCCAAAAUGUGGUGGCGGUCGUAUGUUGAGUGUCAACCAGCAAGGGCACCACCUAUGACUUGGGCAUCAUUUUCUAGCUUAUUUAUGGAGAAGUAUAUACCCCGGACUUUGAGGGAUAGGAGGAGAGAUGAGUUCCUGAGCCUAGAGCAAGGAAGGAUGUCCGUUGCUGCUUAUGAGGCCAAAUUUCGUGCACUAUCCAGGUAUGCCACUCAGCUUUGCUUCAGUCCACAAGAGCGGAUUCGCCGCUUUGUGAAAGGAUUGAGGUCAGAUUUGCAGAUCCCAGCCUUACAGGUAGCUGCUGCAGCAAAAUCCUUUCAGGAAGUGGUCGACUUUGUGAUAGAGGUGGAGGGGGUGAAGCCAGACAACUUCAUCAUGGCGUCGACCUCUAAGAAGUUCCGUACGGGAGGUGAGUUUAGUGGUUCUUACUCCAGAGGGCAGAGUUCAGGAGGUUACCCAGCCCGACCUAUUCAGUCUUCACUACAGGCUGUAGUUGGGGGUCCAUCGCAGACCAGUCAACAUUUCUCUGAGUUUGGAGGUUAUCCCCAGACUUCGUCAUUCUCACAGAGACCUAUGCUAGACUCCAGAGAUUGUUAUGGAUGUGGAGAGACUAGACAUAUUAGGAGGUAUUGUCCAAAACAGAGUUACAGACCCCCAAUAGUUAGAGGUAGAGGUGGUCAUGGGAGAGGCCGCCAUUCUGGAGAACGUGGUGGCCAAGGUAAUGGUGGUCACCAAAUCAGCCGGGGUGGCGGGCAAGUUGGAACUACCGCAGCACAACAUGGUAGGGGCAACGGGAAGACAGGUGAUAGGGCCCAUUGUUAUGCUUUCCCCGGGAGAUCUGAAGCAGAGACAUCUGAUGCUGUUAUCACAGGUAAUCUUUUGGUUUGUGAUUGCAUGGCUUCUGUAUUAUUUGAUCCUGGAUCCACAUUUUCAUAUGUAUCUUCCUCAUUUGCUACUGGUCUUGAUUUACAUUGUGAUUUGCUUGACAUGCCUAUUCGUGUCUCUACUCCUGUGGGUGAGUCUGUGAUAGUUGAUAAGGUGUAUAGGUCUUGUCUUGUGGCUUUUUUGGGGAGCAAUACUCAUGUAGAUUUGAUUAUUCUAGAGAUGGUUGAUUUCGAUGUAAUUCUGGGUAUGACUUGGCUUUCUCCAAAUUUUGCAAUCUUAGAUUGUAAUGCUAAAACUGUGACAUUGGCCAAGCCUGGGACAGAUCCGCUAGUGUGGGAGGGCGACUAUAUUUCCACCCCAGUUCGUAUUAUCUCCUUUCUUCGUGCUAAGAGGAUGGUUAGUAAGGGUUGUUUAGUGUUCUUGGCACAUCUCAGGGAUGAUACUUCCCAAGUACCUUCGAUUGAGUCUGUCCCGAUAGUCCGUGAGUUUCUGGAUGUGUUUCCUGCAGACCUUCCUGGUAUGCCACCAGAGAGGGAUAUUGAUUUUUUAUUGAUCUGGAGCCGGGUACUCGCCCCAUUUCCAUACCCCCUUAUAGAAUGGCCCCAGCUGAGUUAAGGGAGUUAAAGGCCCAACUUCAGGAGUUGUUAGGUAAAGGCUUUAUUAGACCAAGUGCAUCCCCUUGGGGUGCUCCUGUUUUAUUUGUGAAGAAAAAGGAUGGAAGUUUUCGGAUGUGCAUAGACUACAGGCAACUGAAUAAGGUAACUAUUAAGAACAAGUAUCCUCUUCCUCGCAUCGAUGAUUUGUUUGAUCAGUUACAAGGUGCUUGUACCUUUUCAAAAAUCUAUUUGAGAUCUGGUUAUCAUCAAUUGAAAAUACGGGCAGCAGAUGUGCCAAAGACUGCGUUUCGAACCAGGUAUGGGCAUUAUGAAUUCUUAGUAAUGUCUUUUGGGCUUACGAAUGCCCCUACUGCGUUCAUGAGCCUGAUGAACGGGAUUUUUAAGCCAUAUCUGGAUCUCUUUGUUAUUGUAUUUAUUGAUGAUAUACUGAUAUACUCAAAGAGCAGGAAAGAACAUGAGGAGCAUUUGAGAAUUGUAUUGGAGUUGUUGAGGGAGAAAAGGCUUUAUGCCAAAUUCUCCAAGUGUGAGUUUUGGCUAGAUUCAGUAUCCUUCUUGGGGCACGUGGUUUCCAAGGAUGGAGU
This is a messenger RNA of Solanum pennellii, 2621 nucleotides long. RefSeq lists its product as uncharacterized. Lineage: Eukaryota; Viridiplantae; Streptophyta; Magnoliopsida; Solanales; Solanaceae. The transcript has a single exon. Gene Ontology annotation, molecular function: zinc ion binding; nucleic acid binding. The record is from RefSeq and is a predicted model, not a curated record. Bases 185 to 2038 code for a protein of 617 amino acids.